This is a messenger RNA of Lithohypha guttulata, 3315 nucleotides long. RefSeq names its product DNA-directed DNA polymerase delta (gene POL3). The coding region runs from base 1 to 3315 and encodes 1104 amino acids. Gene Ontology annotation, biological process: DNA replication proofreading; base-excision repair, gap-filling; DNA-templated DNA replication. Gene Ontology annotation, cellular component: delta DNA polymerase complex. The record is from RefSeq and is a predicted model, not a curated record. Gene Ontology annotation, molecular function: 3'-5'-DNA exonuclease activity; nucleotide binding; DNA binding. NCBI's taxonomy places the organism in Eukaryota, Fungi, Ascomycota, Eurotiomycetes, Chaetothyriales, Trichomeriaceae. The transcript has 2 exons.
AUGCCAGGACGCGUGGUCUCUUCGCAGAAGCGAGCGCUGACUGACAGCAACAAUACCAACGUUCUCAAGUCGCCGCAGUCUUCGAAGAAACGAAAGCUGAACGACGAUGUGCUCAAUGGCUCCUUUGGCUCAUCUCAAGCAGGCCCCAAGACUUCGUUUGGCAAGAAUCUGGAGUCGAGUCAACCAAGCCACUUCGAGACAGAGGUACUGGAGAAGCUCAGUCAGGACAUUUCAGGCUUGAAAAAGAACAAUGCAGAGAGAGAUCAGCAGUGGGAGAGACCUCCACUUGUCGGGUUUGAACCCAAGAAGGAGAUAUUGAGAUUCCAGUCUAUUGAUAUUGAGGAAGGCACACUGUAUGGCGGCAAGGUGACACUGAAGAUGUUCGGUAUCUCAGAGACUGGCAACUCUAUCCUCCUGCAUGUCUCCGGCUUUCUCCAUUACCUCUACGUCGCAGCCCCUAUCAAUUUUCAACGACAGGAUAUCGAUGGCUAUAAAGCCUACCUCGAAACACAACUUGCACAGCAUGAACAGGCUAUUUCCUCCGUACAAAUGGUGCUCAGAGAAAACAUAUACGGCUUUCAAGGCAACCAGAAAAGUCCCUACCUCAAAAUCACGGUAACAAACCCGAAAUACAUCAACAGGUUACGUACCACUAUUGAGCAUGGCAAUGCCAACUACAAGGGGUUGUGGAAAGGUGUUGAUGGUGGUAUCUUGACUUUUGACAACAUACAGUAUACUCUGAGGUUUAUGAUUGAUACAAGUGUAACAGGCAUGUGCUGGGUUGAGGUUCCAGCUGGCAAAUAUGACCUAGUCCCCCAAUACGACCGACAAUCGAAUUGUCAGAUCGAAGCACAUUGUCACUACCGAGAUUUGGUUGCCCUGGGUCACGAUGGAGAAUGGGCUAAAAUGGCACCUCUGCGUAUCUUGUCAUUUGACAUUGAGUGUGCCGGACGAAAAGGUGUUUUUCCAGAACCCAACACCGAUCCUGUCAUUCAGAUCGCAAACGUUGUCAACAUAUACGGAGAGGAUAAACCAUUCAUCAGGAACGUCUUCGUCCUCGAUACUUGCAGCAACAUCGUCAAUACGAAAGUAUAUGAGCACACUAGCGAAGAAAAACUGCUCAUGGCAUGGCGCGAAUUCCUUGAGAAGGUCGACCCAGAUGUCAUCAUUGGCUACAACAUUUCCAACUUCGAUUUUCCAUAUCUGCUCGAUCGAGCGAAGCAUCUCAAGCUCACAAAGUUUCCCUACUGGUCGCGUCUCAACAGUGUAGCAUCUACAGCCACGGCAACCAGCUUUUCAAGUAAACAGAUGGGAAAUCGUGAUAGCAAAGCCACGAACACGAACGGCAGGAUUCAGCUGGACUUGCUACAACUCAUCCAACGAGAUUAUCACCUGCGAAGUUACACCCUGAAUGCUGUCUGUUCGCAUUUCCUGAAUGAACAGAAAGAAGACGUUCAUCAUAGUAUGAUCACCGAGCUACAGAACGCCAAUCCGGACACGAGAAGACGUCUAGCCGUCUACUGCUUGAAGGAUGCUUACCUUCCUCUCCGCCUUCUGGACAAGCUGAUGGCUUUAGUCAACUACACCGAAAUGGCUCGUGUAACAGGUGUUCCAUUCAACUUCCUGCUAUCACGUGGUCAACAAAUUAAAUUCAUCAGUCAGCUGUUCCGGAAAGCCUUGGAAAAGAACCUCGUUGUGCCUAACCUCAAAAACGAUAGUCCUGACGAGGCGUAUGAGGGUGCGACAGUCAUUGAGCCUAGUCGGGGCUACUACGAUGUACCGAUUGCUACUCUGGAUUUCGCUUCACUGUAUCCAUCCAUCAUUCAGGCUCACAAUUUGUGUUACACCACACUACUGAACAAAAAUACGAUCGAAAAGCUUAAACUCAAGAAGGACGAGGACUACAUAGUUACACCUAAUGGCGACCUCUUCUGUACUUCCAACGUCAGGAAAGGUUUGCUCACUGAAAUUCUAGAAGAAUUGCUUGGUUCUCGUAAGCGAGCAAAGAAAGAGAUGGCUGUAGAAACCGAUCCAUUCAGGAAGGCUGUGCUGAACGGUCGACAAUUGGCGUUGAAAAUUUCAGCUAACUCCGUGUAUGGUCUUACAGGUGCUACCACCGGCAAAUUACCCUGCCUUGCCAUCGCAUCGAGCACGACAUCUUAUGGUCGCCAAAUGAUUGAGAAAACGAAAGCGGAAGUGGAGGCCAAAUACAAAAUCGCCAACGGGUAUACUCACGACGCAGAAGUUAUUUAUGGUGACACUGAUUCUGUCAUGGUGAAAUUCGGCGAGAAGGAUCUCAAAAAGGUCAUGAAGCUCGGUGAAGAAGCUGCAAACUAUGUUUCUUCCAAGUUCACCAACCCUAUCAAGUUGGAGUUCGAGAAGGUCUACUACCCUUAUCUUCUUAUCAACAAGAAACGCUAUGCUGGUCUGUACUGGACUAACCCUGACAAGUUUGACAAAAUGGACACUAAAGGUAUCGAGACCGUGCGUCGCGACAAUUGUCGUCUCGUUCAGAUUGUCAUCGAGACUGUGCUUCGCAAGAUCCUGAUCGAUCGGAACGUCAAUGGUGCUUUGGCAUAUGUCAAGAGAAUGAUCUCACAGCUACUACAGAACAAAGUCGACCUGUCGAUGCUAGUGAUCACCAAACAAUACACGAAACAUGAAUACGACUCGAAGCAAGCACACGUUGAAUUAGCCAAGCGCAUGGAGAAGCGUGGUGGCUCGGCUGCCGCUCUUGGAGAUCGUAUUGCAUAUGUGAUGACUAAAGGUCGUGGCGACAGCAAGAACUAUGAGAAGUCGGAAGAUCCUGUCUAUGUACUCGAGAAUAACAUACCGAUUGACACGAAAUAUUACCUGGACAACCAACUUGCGAACCCUCUGGGGCGUAUCUUCGAACCUAUCCUGGGAGAGAAGAAAGCCAACAGCUUGUUGGCUGGUGCUCAUACUCGUACUGUUGUGGUGGCCGCACCUACUAUGGGUGGGUUGAUGAAGUUCACCAAGAAAACAAUGACCUGCAUGGGUUGCAAAAAGCCUCUUGUCGGUAAGCACGAAGCCAAUGGUGCGGUCUGUGAGAAUUGCAAGCCACGAACUGUGGAAAUGUAUUCGAAGACAGUACGUAAGGCUGGGGAGGCGGAAGUCCGCUUUGGGCGAUUGUGGACGCAAUGUCAACGCUGUCAGGGCAGCGUGCACACAGAAGUGCUCUGCCAAAGUCGCGACUGUCCAAUAUUCUACAUGAGAAUGAAGGCUCGGAAGGACGUCGAGCACAGUCAUAAAGAGCUGGCGAGGUUCGACGACGAUGGCGGCGCAAAUUGGUGA